Molecule: messenger RNA, 1035 nt
Organism: Medicago truncatula (barrel medic)
Lineage: Eukaryota; Viridiplantae; Streptophyta; Magnoliopsida; Fabales; Fabaceae
Exons: 2
Coding region: 1-1035 (344 amino acids)
Source: RefSeq, a predicted model, not a curated record
AUGGGGGAGAAAAGUUGGGCAAAUGUGCGUGCGUUAAGGGCGGUGUUGGUUCUUUUCGAAAGUGUGUCAAGUUUAAAGGUGAAUUUUCAUAAAAGUAUGCUGUCUGGUAUUAAUAUUAGCGACUCUUGGUUGGGGGCAGCAACUACUGCUUUGAAUUGUAGAGUGGGGAGGGUGCCUUUUACGUAUCUGGGUCUUCCUGUUGGAGGGGAUUCUAGGAGGUUGGCCUUUUGGGAUCCAGUUGUUGCUCGUAUUGCGAAUAAAUUGUCGGUGUGGAAGAGUAGAUUUUUUUCAUUUGGUGGCCGUCUGAUUCUCAUAAAGUAUGCCCUGUCCUCUCUUCCUGUUUAUGCACUUUCCUUCUUCAGAGCUCCCACAAAUGGUGUGGCGUUGUCAGUGAGGUUCAGUCGCUUGUAUGACUUAAGUGUCAAUAAACAUUGUACGGUGGAGGAGAUGGCUACAUUGGGUUGGGAGGAAGGGGGAGAUGCGUGGAAGUGGAGAAGGCGUUUGUGGUAUUGGGAGGAGGUGAUGGUUGGCGAGUGUAGUCUGUUGUUGUCUAAUGUUGUUUUGCAGGUUUCAAUUUCCGAUAGAUGGCGGUGGUGCCAUGAUAUUUCAGGGUGUUAUUCUGUCAGAACAGCUUAUAAUGUGCUUACUUCGGAUGUCAGUAGUAUAGACAUUGCGGCAUCAGAUUUGAUUUGGCACAGACAUGUUCCGUUAAAGGUGUAUAUCCUUGCUUGGUGCCUCCUUUGCAACCGGCUGCCAGCAAAGGCAAAUUUGAUGGCUAGAGGAAUUCUUGUUCAGGAUGCGCAAUUGUGUGUCUCUGGAUGUGGGGAAGUGGAGACUGCUCAACAUUUAUUUGUCUGUUGCCCCAUUUUUGGAGAAUUAUGGUUUCAUGUUCGACAUUGGAUUGGGGUCUCUAAGGUGGAUCCGUAUGAUAUUUCUGAUCAUUUUUUGCAGUUCACUUACUUGUCAGGUGGGGCGGUAUCUAAACGCUCUUUUAUGCAACUUUUGUGGCUUGUGUGUUUGGGUGUUGUGAUUUGA